Molecule: messenger RNA, 4376 nt
Organism: Propithecus coquereli (Coquerel's sifaka)
Lineage: Eukaryota; Metazoa; Chordata; Mammalia; Primates; Indriidae
Gene: FAM13A
Product: family with sequence similarity 13, member A
Exons: 24
Coding region: 1-3072 (1023 amino acids)
Biological process (GO): signal transduction
Source: RefSeq, a predicted model, not a curated record
AUGGGGGCAGGAGCUCUAGCCAUCUGUCAAAGUAAAGCAGCAGUUCGGCUGAAAGAAGACAUGAAAAAGAUAGUGGCAGUGCCAUUAAAUGAACAGAGGGAUUCUACCUAUAAGAAAUUAUUUGGAGUCAGUCUCCAAGAACUUCAACGGCAGGGGCUCACUGAGAAUGGUAUUCCAGCUAUUGUGUGGAACAUAGUGGAAUACUUGACGCAGCAUGGACUCACUCAAGAAGGCCUUUUUAGAGUGAAUGGUAACGCGAAGCUAGUGGAACAACUGCGACUGAAGUUCGAGAGCGGAGAGCCUGUGGAGCUCGGGAGAGAUGGCGACAUCUGCUCAGCAGCCAGUUUGUUGAAGCUCUUCCUGAGGGAGCUGCCGGAUGGGGUGAUCACCUCGGCGUUACAUACUCGAUUCAUUCAGCUCUUUCAGGAUGGCAGAAAUGACGCUCAGGAGAACAGCUUAAGAGACUUAAUAAAAGAGCUGCCAGACACCCACUACUGCCUCCUCAAGUACCUUUGCCAGUUCUUGACAAAAGUAGCCAAGCAUCAUGUGCAGAAUCGCAUGAAUGUUCACAAUCUCGCCACUGUAUUUGGGCCAAAUUGCUUUCAUGUGCCAUCUGGGCUUGAAGGCAUGAAAGAACAGGACCUUUGCAACAAGAUAAUGGCUAAAAUCCUGGAAAAUUAUAAUACCCUGUUUGAAGUAGAAUAUACAGAAAAUGAUAAUCAGAGGUGUGAAAACCUGGCUAGGCUUAUCAUAGUAAAAGAGGCCAGUUGUAAGAACUCCCUACCCAUCAUUUUAACAAAGGGCUUAGAAAGAGACAUGCCAAAACCAUCUCCAAAAACCAAGAUCCCAAAGUCCAGGAGUGAAGGAUCUAUUCAGGCCCACAGGGUACCACAACCAGAGCUAUCCGAUGGCAUUCCUCAGAUCAGCCUGUGGCUACAUCGUAGAAAACCCUGCUUGGAAGACGUGAAUUCAGCAGAGGAUGCAAGUGGUGCCACGUUGGUAUCCAGUUCACAGGAAGAUGAAAGACCUAUAUCACCUUUCUAUUUGAGUGCCCACGUAUCCCAAGUCAGCAGUGUUUCAACAACUGAAGAACUCUUAGAAAGAACCAUCCGGUCAGCUGUAGAACAGCAUCUUUUUGAUGUUAAUAGUUCUGGAAGUCAAAGUUCAGAGGACUCCGAAUCUGGAACGUCAUCAGCAUCUUCCACCACAUCCACCAGGCAGCGACGACACCCAUCCAAGGAGCAGGAUGAAGUUCGAUGUGGUAGAGACAAGGGACUUAUCAACAAAGAAAAUAUUCCUUCUGGAUUCAACAGCUCCAAUGGUUGUAUUUUGAACACUCAGGAAGUCGAAAAAUUACAUGAAAAUACUUCCGGUUAUGUUGGAGAAAGGAGCAAACCUAAACGUCAGAAGUCCAGUACUAAACUUUCUGAGCUCAGUGAAAAUCAAGAUGGUAUUGUGAAUAUGGAAAGUCUCUGUUCUACACAGUCUCAGGAGAGGACUGGACCUGGUGAUGUCGAACGGAUGUCUGAUGAAAGCAAAGAAAAUGAAAAAGAUGGCGGAUAUACCCAGCAUUUUGAGAGCCCCGCAAUGAAGAUUCAAGAGCAUCCCAGCAUAUGUGACACCAAGCAGCAGAGAAAUCAAGAUGCCGAUGACCAGCAGGAGAGCUUUGUCUCCGAAGUGCCCCAGUUGGACCUGACUGCAUUGUGUGGUGAGAAGAGCUGGGAAGAGCCCAUGCCCGCUUUCUCCUCCUGGCACAGGGAGAGCAUCGACCCUGACGAAGCCCGCCUCUCCCCGCAGGCCGGGCGGCUGAUUCGUCAGCUGCUGGAUGAAGACAGCGACCCCAUGCUCUCGCCUCGGUUCUACACGUACGGGCAGAGUCGGCAAUACCUGGAUGACACAGAAGUGCCUCCUUCUCCCCCAAACUCCCAUUCUUUCAUGAGGCGGCGAAGCUCCUCUCUCGGGUCCUACGAUGAUGAGCAGGAGGACCUGACACCUGCCCAGCUCACACGGAGGAUUCAGAGCCUUAAAAAGAAGAUCCGGAAGUUUGAGGACAGAUUCGAAGAGGAGAGGAAGUACAGACCUUCCCACAGCGACAAAGCAGCCAAUCCAGAGGUUCUGAAGUGGACAAACGACCUUGCCAAAUUCCGAAAACAACUUAAAGAGUCAAAACUCAAGAUAUCUGAAGAGGACCUGACUCCCAGGAUGCGGCAGCGAAGCAACACACUCCCCAAGAGUUUUGGUUCCCAGCUUGAGAAGGAAGAUGAGAAGAAGCAGGAGCUGGUAGACAAAGCAACAAAGCCCAGCAUCGAAGCCACGCUGGAGUCUAUCCAGAGGAAGCUGCAGGAGAAGCGAGCGGAGUCCAGCCGGCCUGAGGACAUUAAGGAUAUGACCAAAGACCAAAUUGCUAAUGAGAAAGUGGCUCUGCAGAAAGCCCUGUUGUAUUACGAGAGCGUUCACGGCCGGCCGGUCACGAAGAGUGAACGUCAGGUCAUGAAGCCACUGUACGACAGGUACCGGCUGGUGAAACAGAUCCUGUCCCGAGCCAACACCAUACCCAUCAUUGGUUCCCCCUCCAGCAAGCGGAGAAGCCCUUCGCUGCAGCCAAUUAUCGAGGGCGAAACUGCUUCCUUCUUCAAGGAGAUAAAGGAAGAAGAGGAGGGGUCGGAAGACGAUAGCAACACAAAGCCAGACUUCACAGUAACUCUGAAAAUGGAUUUCAGCGCACGUUGCUUUCUGGACCAGUUUGAAGAUGAUGCCGAUGGGUUUAUAUCCCCAAUGGAUGACAAAAUACCAUCAAAAUGCAGCCAGGACACAGGCCUUUCAAAUCUCCACGCUGCUUCGAUACCUGAACUCUUGGAACACCUUCAGGAAAUGAGAGAAGAAAAGAAAAGGAUUCGAAAGAAACUUCGUGAUUUUGAAGACAAUUUUUUCAGACAGAAUGGAAGAAACGUGCAGAAGGAGGACCGCGCGCCCAUGGCUGAGGAGUACGGCGCGUACAAGCACAUCAAGGCGAAGCUGCGGCUCCUGGAGGUGCUCAUCAGCAAGGGGGACGCCGCCGCCACGUCCGCGUAGGGACCAGGGGCUCGGGCGCAGAACCACCCUCCCGCGGCGAGGAGCAGCUCCCUGCGGCGGGCCUGGGCCUGCGAGGCCGUGGGGACCAGCUCCCGGUCCUGCCGCAGAGGCUGCGCCAAGGGCGCCGUGACCUGACUUGGGAAACGGGAAAGCCAGGGUCGCUGUGCGCGCGCACUGCAGCGAGAGCCUUCCCGACACUCGUGGAACAAGCACGACACAGACACGCUGGUCUUCCCUGGGUCACCCAGGAGCCCGAGACCGUUCUGCAACGGUGAGGAAGACAAGCUCGGACUUCGCAGAGCCAACUGCUGCGGCUCCGUGCUCGUGACCUCUGCGCAGAGCUGCGCCUCUCCCGCGCCUGUGACUCGCUUUCCCCGUCAGCUCUCAGGUAGAUGGACGCUGCCUACGGUCAUACCUUCGAGGCAUUUCUCCAAGCCGCCCUCAGCCCCUGCACAGUUCAGAUCCCGGGCGAGGACCGAGGGAGCGGAGCAGCGGCUCGGUCAAUGCCGGCUUGGAAAUCAGGUGAUGGGGCAAGAGCCUGGAGCCUCCUCCCGGACGCCGACCGCACUUGACAGCCUCCAGUUCCAACGCCGGACGCCGAGCGAGGCCGGCACCGGCCAGACCCCAAGCGUCUUGCUUCAUUCUCAGCCCAGGGCUCGAGGAUCGCGGAAGACGGGGCCUCCUGCGCGCCACCGGAGUGUAAUUCUGCACCGAAACCCCCACGCCGAUGGGUGAAUGUAGCGCUCCCCAAGGCAGAAUCUAAACCAGACCAUAUUCAAGACUAAAAAGAAAAAAUAAUGGUGUGUGGCCCAUUAUUUUUUCAAAGACUUUGUCACAAAGCUGUCUGGACAUUUUGGAGGGACCAGGGAAUUUAAGACGCCAAAUCGUUCAUCUCUUGAGUGUGCUCGAGGUCAUUUUGUGACGUGUUGUUACUUCUCACCAUUCUGUCUGCACCGACGAGAGAGGGUUCCGGGUGCACCGCUGUGAGGUCCAGCACCGGCGUGUCGCAGGCUCUGCCUUCCGAGCACGGACUGCGGGAUGCACAGGAGAGCGGGCCCUCCUGCACGUUCUGAGAGUCGCCUUCUUAAAGGGUACAUUUUUGUUUUACUACAUAGAAGAAAAAGAACAUACAACUGUACCGACCUGUUGGCAAUUCUGAAACUGGGUCUUGGGAAACUGGCCGGUCAGAUUGGAUUUACAGCAGCGUCUCCUGUUGCUGAGGGAGGCAGCAACUUUCCUCUGUCCGUUGAAAAUUGUCGGAGUGGGGGGAAGAACGCCUUUACGUUUGCUCUCAAAAUAAUCGU